GAGAACCCAGCGUCCGCGAGCCCGCGCCCGGCACCCAGCACUCCCCGGCCUAGCUCCUCCGGCUCUUUCCGAAAGGGGGCUUCUGGCUCUGAGGACGAGGACGGUAGUGGCCCUCAAACUUCAUUUUCAAAGGCACCGCUGGUUGAGAAGACCGAGCGAGGCGAGCUAUGGACCCCGUGAGCCAGCUGGCCUCGGCAGGCACCUUCCGGGUGCUGAAGGAGCCCCUUGCCUUCCUGCGAGCCCUGGAAUUGCUUUUUGCAAUCUUUGCAUUUGCAACAUGCGGUGGCUAUUCCGGAGGCCUGCGGCUGAGUGUGGACUGUGUCAACAAGACGGAAAGUAACCUCAGCAUUGACGUAGCAUUUGCCUACCCGUUCAGGUUACACCAGGUGACGUUUGAGGUGCCCACCUGUGAGGGGAAGGAACGGCAGAAGGUGGCCCUGAUUGGCGACUCCUCAUCUUCGGCAGAGUUCUUCGUCACCGUGGCUGUCUUUGCCUUCCUCUACUCCUUGGCCGCCACUGUCGUUUACAUUUUCUUCCAGAACAAGUAUCGAGAAAACAACCGGGGUCCACUCAUAGACUUCAUCGUCACUGUAGUCUUUUCUUUCUUGUGGUUGGUGGGUUCAUCAGCUUGGGCAAAAGGGCUGUCUGAUGUCAAGGUUGCUACGGAUCCCAAAGAAGUAUUGUUACUGAUGUCAGCUUGCAAACAGCCGUCCAACAAAUGCAUGGCUGUCCACAGCCCUGUGAUGUCCAGCCUAAACACUUCUGUGGUCUUUGGAUUCUUGAACUUUAUUCUCUGGGCUGGAAACAUCUGGUUUGUUUUCAAGGAGACCGGCUGGCAUUCCUCGAGCCAGAGAUACCUUUCAGACCCAGUGGAGAGACACUCCAGUAGCUAUAACCAAGGCGGGUACAACCAAGACAGCUAUGGAUCAAGCAGUGGGUACAACCAGCAGGCGAGUUUGGGGCCAUCCCCGGAUGAGUUUGGCCAGCAGCCCGGUGGCCCUGCUUCUUUUACCAAUCAGAUUUAACAGGGUAGUGUUGGCAUUCUUCCAAAGACAGCCUCACCACCUUCCAUGUCAGUGGCAGGAGAAUUUUUUAAGAGUUUCAAUCAGUUAUUAAUUCAGGGAGUGUUGAAUGUAAAUAAGAGAUCUGUAGUCCUCAUUAAAGCAGCAAGGCCUGGGUCGUGAUGAAUGGUACUUAGAGAUGAGAUGACAUGAGGAGAUACAUGAUUCAUCAAGAUGGCUGAUUGGAGAGUACCUUGUUAUAUACACAGAUACUUUUAUGGUCGUUUUGUAUGCGUGUUGAGAUAGUAGAAGCAUUUUGUCUUAAAGUCUCUGGUAUGUAAUAUGCAUAAAGUAAAGUAAAUUAAACAGCAUUGAGUUUUCUUACGAUUUUUGACGCGAAAGGCAUUUUACUGAUUUCUCUAAUACUGUUUGGUGCAUCACAACGUGCAUGUAUUAUUAUUCUUUAGUUGCAGACCCUGUAGAAUCGUGAGUCUCUAAGUAUUGCUUUCAGACAAUUACUCUGUAUUUUUUUU
This is a messenger RNA of Lagenorhynchus albirostris (white-beaked dolphin), 1534 nucleotides long. RefSeq names its product synaptoporin (gene SYNPR). The coding region runs from base 168 to 1025 and encodes 285 amino acids. NCBI's taxonomy places the organism in Eukaryota, Metazoa, Chordata, Mammalia, Artiodactyla, Delphinidae. Gene Ontology annotation, cellular component: synaptic vesicle; synaptic vesicle membrane. The transcript is spliced from 6 exons. The record is from RefSeq and is a predicted model, not a curated record.